Molecule: messenger RNA, 503 nt
Organism: Gloeophyllum trabeum ATCC 11539
Lineage: Eukaryota; Fungi; Basidiomycota; Agaricomycetes; Gloeophyllales; Gloeophyllaceae
Product: translation machinery associated TMA7
Exons: 5
Coding region: 26-217 (63 amino acids)
Source: RefSeq, a predicted model, not a curated record
GUACCGAGCUCUAACAUCUUCAUCGAUGUCCGGAAGACAGGGCGGCAAGCUGAAGCCUCUAAAGGCGCCAAAGAAGGAUAAGAAGGACGAGGAUGAAGAGGACAAGGUUUUCAAGGAGAGAAAGAAGGCUGAGGAGAAAGCUUUGAAAGAGGCCCGUGAAAAGGCUGCUAAAGGAGGAGCGCCUGGCGGUGGAAUCAAGAAAUCGGGGAAGAAGUAGAGGCCGCCUACUAACGCUGGACAAUCCAUCUGUCACGUACGGUCCCUGAUGUCUUUAAUCUCGAGGUGCAGAGCGUCCCCUGAGGAUACGUCCGUUUAUCGCUCUCAGGCAGAUACUGGAAGAUGUAAAGAUCGCUUUCUGGACUGUUCCGCGGCCGACAGACGUAUUUAUGGUUUACACGCGUCCGUCGCGAGUUUCGUAUAUUGUGAGGACGAAACGCAUGGCGUAUUUGUUCCAUAACGAGGAUGGCGCUCCAAAGAUCCAUUCGGCGUUCGAUCAUCGCUUG